AUGACAGCUGAAGCCGACGGGGCUGUUGGGGCCAGGCGGAAAUGGAGGAAAUUGGGAGCAAAAUGGCAGAGUAGCUUUCCUUUAGACACUUCUAAUGUCAGCUUGGGGUCAUGGCUAGACGAGCAAGACGAACCAUGGGGAAUCGGUUGCAAAGCUUGUCGGUCAGCAGGUUGCACGGGCAAUCUUGCGCAAUAUUUAGUGACAUCAGAAGCUGGCAUUCAAAAGGAAAACUUUAUGAAGCACGCAAAAAGCAAAAACCAUUGCAAUGCUGUUGCGCACUAUCUGUCUGUGGCUGUAUCGGCCACGGCAGGCUCUCUGCCAUCCAGCGAUCUUGCCAUUGACGCUGCGCCUAGCCCAGAUCAAUUCAAAGACUGCCUAGAGAAAAUGAAGAAGGGCGUGGCAUUGGAAGGAAGGAAGCUAACAAUGAUGGUUUAUUGCUUGGCAGAGGCAAUGAAAUCCAUCGACCAAAGGCAUCUGUCAAGGGCUGCUGAGAUAGCGCUUUUUCGAGAUGAACGCAAAGGACGGAUCCUUCUCCGUUUUAGAGCAGUGACGAACAACCUUGAGAUUUGGUCUGGCAUGCUUGGUCAAGAAAGGGAUGCGGGAACAGGCGGGUUAAAUCUAACAAAGGCUACAGAAAGCAUCCUGAAGCGUGCAUGUGGUCGGUGGUUUGGUAGUGGCAGCGACAAGCAAAAACCGUUUGUGAAAUGGCAGCUGUUCAAUCAGGUGCGCCAAAAGAUCACCACAAUUACGGUUGACAGUGCUCAGGAUGAGCUUGUCAGUGGUGAAAUCAUGCGGACGGCCUUGACUCCUCAGCAACAAGUCCUAUGUCCUAAUUUGCGAUGCGUGAUUCGGGACAAGGCUCACAGCAGUCGAAGGCUCACGUCGCGGCCAUGGAAUGCAGAUGAUGCACUGAAAGAGACGAUGAACUUUUUUUGUGGCGGCCCUGGGUCAGUAGCAAGACUGAUUCAAUAUUCCCCAGAAAUUCGAAGGGUCUUUGAAAAAAUUUGUGAGGAGUCUGACAACGCCGUUCGAAGCGCAGUGGUGAACUUCCGCUCAGCCCAGCACCGCUUUGAAAGUCACAGCAAGACUCUUGGCAGAACAUGUUUGUUUCUACAUGCUUGCAUCAGGACUUGCCUCCACCUGGUCCGCACAAGAAAAGAUGCUGUAGGAAACAAAGCCAAGCUGUGGAUACAAAAAUUGGAUGCUGAAACAGCACUCAUGGCGGCCAUGCUGGCAGAUGCAGCAGAUUCGUCUUUGCAGCUGACACGAAAGAUGGAUAGUGAAGAAGUGGAUCCAGCUUGCAUGACUUUGGACGUUACAAUAUAUCUGGAAGAGAUAAGGGCCCUGUUCAUUCACGAAGAAGUCUUGCGGCGUUUUGGAUACACAAGCACCAUGCUUCAAACGCUGCAGCAACCGCUCGUCUUCCAAGCUGGUUCUCUUACCAAGUGCUUGGGCUCAGAAUCGGGUGUCAGCAAAGAAAUCCAGGAAAGAUGUUUAUCCCGAAUGAAAAUCUGGGUGAGGCUUGCCACAGAAGCUUUGAAAGCUGAGUUUCCAAGUUUUGAGUUAGGUCAAGCUUACAGGGUGUUUAACCUUCACACAGGCAGCCUUGAAGCUACUUCCGACCUGGCUCGCAUUGCGCAAGUCUGCAAGUUGGACGCACAAGUUCUUCAGCAUCAGUGGUCUGACUUGUAUCCUCGCGCCAGGGCGAACAUGCCAAGUGACUUGACGGCAAAUGCAAACAGACAAGCGUGGCAAAGGACUUUGCAGCAAAUGGCAGAGAGUCGGACAGGUCACUGUCAUCCUUCAGGCGUCCUCCGUUCGGCUCUCGUCAGUUACUUUGUGUAUGGUGGUUCCAGCUCUGGAGUGGAGCAGGCAUUUUCAAGAAACAGCUGGGUUUGCAACGCACGACGUGCUGCCAUGCGACCGCAUGUGGAGGAAAUGGUGCUGAAAGUGUCUUCAGGCGUUGCAAAGUAUGAUUUGGCAGACUUGCUUCGGCUGGCUCAGUUGACGUGGCAAUCGUGCUUUGGACGGCCUCGUGAAAGCUCCGGUCGGGUCAGUCGACUUGACAAAGGCUUGAAGCGAACUUUGACUGGGGAAGACGGUCUCCAAACAGAGGCUGCGUUUACAAGGAAGAGACGAAAAGAGGCUGCUGCGGCCUCGUCUGCUUGUCGACAUUUGGAAAUGAAAGAAGAAGAAGAAGACCACCUGGCUGAUUCGGCCCUUUGGUCUGAAAAACAUGACCGUGAACUGGCCUUUCAGAAGCGCAAAGCAUUCACAAAACUUGUCCAUGCUUUUUCUGAAAACGCGUUGCUUCCAGCAGAGUGUCCGGACGACUUGCAAGAAGCUCAUUUGCAAUGCAUGGAAAAGAUGCGAACUAAUGAGGUGAAACGGCAGCAAAGACGUUUAUGUGCUGAUGCUAUAGACAAAGGCUGCAGCAAGAAGGAUUUUUUCGGAAGCAUUCAAGGUUGCGUUGCCUAUCUGGCUGUCUCGGCCACUGGUGACUUGAAAGCAGCCUGUCAGUUGUCAAGUGUACAGAUCACUCAGAAUCCGGCAGAUGCAGGCAUCAUUGUCUGCAAUGACCCUGGUCAAAUGACAGAUGUCAAGCUGCAGCUUGUCUCAGCAUUGUCAGGCUGCUACGAGGUGAGUCCCGGACUGAUGCUGGGGUCCAAAGGCUGCGCGCUUAAAAUGCACACCGCAGCUGCGAUUCCGAGGGCGCUUCUGGUUUCUCCUGGCAGCCGAAAACAAGAUGCAGACUUUUGGACUUUCCUGCGUAAAGCACUGCCACUGGGACAUGCGUGGGUCUUGCAUUCGGUGGACUUGGGCAACUUGCGUGAGCAACAAGGUCGAUUCAAGCCUGGCGUGGCAUUUAUCAUGGUCACGGUCGACGAAGCCAAAGACAAAAUUUUUUCAGGAAAACGCGCAGGGAUCCAAGACGCGCGCGGUCGCGCCAUGAAGGCUUCUUUUGGUUACAUCAAAAGACGGCGCCCUCGCGUGGUGCUAUUUGAGAACGUUCCAGGCAUCUUGGAAAAAAAGCACAAACCUGUGCUUUGCGGAAUGCACAAGGCUUUGAAGAAAUUGGGAUACGUCAUGUGGCUCAAGACUCUGGACAGCUCAAAUUUCAAAGUGCCACAAAUGCGUCGACGGGUCUUCCUGGUUGCCAUUUUGAAGACAAGCUUGCGCAGAAAGUUUAAAUAG
Cladocopium goreaui is the source of this 3195-nucleotide messenger RNA. NCBI's taxonomy places the organism in Eukaryota, Dinophyceae, Suessiales, Symbiodiniaceae. The record is from the annotation of a GenBank genome assembly.